UGCACCACAUGUGUGGUAUCACCGCAAAUGUCAGUGGGAACUAUAAUUCUAGCAUCAUAGCUCACAAAAUUUUACAAAACCCAGAACCCUGCAUCCACUAUAUCUGGUCUCCCACAGUACACAGAACAUGCCUGAGCUAAGGGCAGAUGGAUUCCAGGAAGUAAAUUCUCCAUUAAUCAUCUGCCCUUACUUAAAGUGUUACUAAACCCAGGACCCUGCAUUCACUAUAUCUGGUCUCCCACAGUACACAGAACAUGGAAAUGCAAUUAUUUUAGUAAAUAUAAACUGCUAA
Messenger RNA from Staurois parvus, 292 nucleotides. The record is from the annotation of a GenBank genome assembly. NCBI's taxonomy places the organism in Eukaryota, Metazoa, Chordata, Amphibia, Anura, Ranidae.